Messenger RNA from Miscanthus lutarioriparius, 339 nucleotides. The record is from the annotation of a GenBank genome assembly. NCBI's taxonomy places the organism in Eukaryota, Viridiplantae, Streptophyta, Magnoliopsida, Poales, Poaceae.
AUGGAUCCGUCAUCGUCGAGUGGGUUUGGGGUCCCAGGAUUCGUGGAUCCAGAGGAGGACAACGCCAACACCAUAGGUUUUGAUUUCUUCUCCCAGCUAGAUUCCAUGCCUCCGCCUUCCAAUGCUGCAGAUCACAAGCUUUUAAUACUGAUGAGGCUUGUCAUAAAGCUCCAUGUGAUGUUCCAAACUUUUAGUGAACCACUGUCUUUAGGAGUCAAGACCCUGCUUGAAUGGCAAGUAUCUGAAAGUCCAGUGUUCAAGGGGGACUAUGUGGAAGAUGCAAUCAGUACUUUGAGUAGUGGCACACUUUUUGGUGCACCGUACAAAGAGGAGUUGUAG